Messenger RNA from Danio rerio (zebrafish), 3012 nucleotides. NCBI's taxonomy places the organism in Eukaryota, Metazoa, Chordata, Actinopteri, Cypriniformes, Danionidae. The record is from RefSeq.
UGAAGACUGAAGACAUCUAACCUCGACUGUUCUGAGUUCAUCUCUACUGUUUUGUCGGUGAAAAUGUCGUUGAGUAAAGAGACGAAUGAUCCUCAGUUCAUGGAGCAGAACACAGUGCUGCUGCUGAUCGGCAAAAGUGGAUGUGGGAAAAGCUCCACAGGAAACAUCAUGUUCAAUAGUUCGGUGUUUGAGUCCAGAAUAAGCUCUUCAUCAGUGACGAGAGUCAGUCAAACACACACUGCAUCUGUCAAUAACCGCAGUGUGAUGGUAGUCGAUACUCCAGACUUCAGAUACUCCACACACGCUGACUUUGACUCAGACUCUGAGCUGAAGAGAGCUCUUCAGUUAUGUGUAUCAGGAGCUCAUGUUAUUCUGCUCUUUCUGCCUUUAAGCACCUUCACUGAGCAGGAGCAGGAGUUCAUCCACUGGUUUGAGCAGAAGUUUGGUGCAGAAGCUCUCAGAUUUACUCUGGUGCUCUUCACUCACGCAGAUAAACCACACAUGAGGACACUAGCAGAACUGAUCAGGGGAAACACCCAAUUAUCUGAUUUCAUUAAUCGAUGCGGACGCAGAUAUCAUGAGUUUAACAUUAAAGCUCCAGCAAACAGACGACAGGUGACUGAACUGAUGGAGAAAGUAGAGAGACUGGUGUCUGAGAACACACACUCCUUCUACACACUGGAGAUGAUGGAGGACGAGGAGAAGAGGAGAAAAGAGGAGGAGAGAAGAGAGAAAGAGAAGAAAGAGAGAGAACGUCAGAUUACAUUAGAGAGAGUCAGACGAGAGACAGAGAUACGAGCCAGGAGAGAAUAUGAGGAGGCGAAACAGUGGCAAGAAGAGGAGAAGAAGAAAGAGAGAGAACAUCAGAUUACAUUAGAGAGAGUCAGACGAGAGACAGAGAUACGAGUCAGGAGAGAAUAUGAGGAGGAACAGAAGAAAGAGAGGAAGAAGCUCUUUAAACAGAUAACCCUGAAGCGCCUCUGUGUGAUUGCAGCUUUCUCUGUAGUAUCAGGGUUAGUGUUAAUGAGUAAGAAAGACUCUUCACUGUGGAUGUUCAUGUGUGGCUUCAUCACCGGAGGAUCAGCAGCCACUGCUGGAGUGGGCUGUGGGUUUCUCUGUAGACUGAUGUGGAAGAGUUCGUUCUUCUCCUCUUCUCCUCAUGAGCGUCCCAGUGUGUUCAGAUACUUUCUGCUGAAGACGUCAGGUGUUGUGUGUGGUUUAGCUGUUGGAGCUGCCAUUGGUCAGUUUGUUGGAAGAAAUUUACUUUUGGUUACGUUUAUCAAUGGUUUAGCUGGAGCUGCUGGAGCCUGGACAGCAUUGCAGAGAGGCUGGUGAUGAGUUACAGAUUAGAGAUCUGCAUGGGACUGAAAUUUUAACCCCAUUCCUGCCAGGUUUUAUUCCACACCUGACCGCUCCUGCCGUAUAUUCAGUUUAGUUCACCCUCUGCCAACCCAGUCCAUUUUCUACCUGGCCCGACUGUUUCUGCUAAACUAAGAUCUGGUUUUCAAAAUCUCUCAUUUAAAUUGAGUACUGCCAAAAGAGAGAGAGAGAGAGAUAGAGAGAGAGAUAACAGAUACAAGUGUAGGUUGUGCAACGAUUGUAGGCUAAAUGUCAGUGUUGUUUGCCCUUUUGUGAUGAGACAUGAGUGCCACCUUAAACAGUGACGUGCGGUGAUAUUUCAGUCAGAUUUGCAAACAUAUCUAACCGGUAUAUUUGCCAACUACUGAUUGUGUUUCAAAUAUCACAUCAGCAUUAUUUCUAUAAAUGAAGCAGGUACAUAUUGGGCCAGAGCAGAAUGUAAAGCAAUUAAAUAUGCCUCCCAAAAACACCCAGCUAAUGUUACAGAGUCAAGCAGCACCAUGGUGGAUGCACAUGCUCUAUUUCUCAUUCAAACACACACACACAGCACCACGGCGAGCUCUUACAGUCACAUUUCACAUAUUGGUGCUUUAUUGGCAUGACAAAUAACUGUACAUUCAUAUUGCCAAAGCAGUGCAGUGUUGCUGGGCACAAACAAGACAGUGCAAAAAUGCAAAGCAGUAGUGCUCUCUCUCAUUCUCUCUCUCUCACACACAGCACUUCAGCGGGUAUGUGCACAUGCUCUCUACCUAGGGAGCGCACGCUCUUUCUCUGGGAAGUGCUAUAGGUAGGCUGCCCAGGCCGCCUGCUCCCAUUCAAAUUACACCAAAGUUCCUGACCGCUACAGUGUUUUAUUCGGGAAUUUAUUCCCGCACUGCAAGAAAACAGGUCAGGUGUGCAGCUCUCAUGGUACAGACACGGGAAUGCAGACCUCUAAUACAGGUCAUGAUGAAAGGACACUCUUUUAAUGCUCGACAUGUUAAUUGUGCUUCUGUUUCUGUAUUAAUUCUUUAAUCUCAUUUAGAUUUUAUAUGGGUCAUAAAUAAUGCUCAAAUCCUCAAAUGAGCAGUACAGCUCACAAAAAAUUAGUUAACAUGUUUUAUUUAGCUCAGAUUAUUUGGCAAAUCCAUCUGGAGUCUCUGAGUUGAUGAUCAGGUCUCUGUUAUAUUUGUGAUUCUUACCAAUGUUCAUUUUUCUGAGAUUAAAUAACAUCAUUGAUGCGAACCUGACAUGAUCUUAAAUGUAAUGUGUGUAAAACUAUAUGUUGGUGUAUUUUAUAAUGGUGUAAUGUAAAUUCUUAUUCCUACAUGUCACAUUUACAGCUAAAGUUUUCCAUUCAUCCUGUCUGUCUGUCUCAUUUUAUAUACUAUUCUAAUCCCUAUAACUUCACAAUAUUUUUUAUUGUGUCUGCUCAUAAUAAAUUAAAUAUAUAAAUUAAAUUAGAGAUGGAGAGACCAAAUUACAUAUUGUUAUGUCUAGGGUUUAAGGGAAAUGUAACAGAAUCAUGAAGAGCCUGUGUGUGAGCCAAAGCUAAACAAGAUCUCAUGACAGAUUUAAUAAUAGCUGAAAGAAUUAGCAUGAUUUUUAUUGUUAGACUGUAAAUUAGGGAUGAUCAUAAAUACAGUUGUGAAAAAUAAAUGACAAUACAAUAGA